AUGGAAAAAAAGCAAUUUUAUCAUGUAAAUGAAAUGACUGCUACAACAACAUAUGUUAGUGAAGUUAAUUUGUAAUAUAAAUCUUGGGUUAUUAUAAUACUUUAUGAUAUGAUGUUUGCAGUUGAUAUUUUCUUUUGGGUUGGUGGUUUCUUUUUAGGUUAUGUUAUGUGUGAAGAAAGAAAAGCAUAAUCUGUACAUAGAUUAAUGAGAAUAUGGCCUUGUUAUUUAUUAUGUAUUGCUAUUAAUUCAUACAUUAUUCCUUAUAUUGGAACUGGACCAAGAUGGUUUUUAUAAGAAAGAGCAACCUAAUGUCCUGGAGGUGCUUGGAAAAAGGCUUUAUUUAUAGAUAAUUUCUAUGAAGAUUGGCUUCUCUGUUUUGGUUGGGGUUGA
Messenger RNA from Paramecium sonneborni, 390 nucleotides. The record is from the annotation of a GenBank genome assembly. NCBI's taxonomy places the organism in Eukaryota, Ciliophora, Oligohymenophorea, Peniculida, Parameciidae.